AUGGGGUUCUGCCUGGGAGGUGGAAGACUUCUGAACAGCGAAGGGGACACGCAGAGUCCCUUACACCUGCAGUUGGACUGGGCUAGCCCACUGGAGACGCUGGUGGACGUGCUGGUGGGCGUUCUGCAGGUGCAUGCCUGGGAGGACGUCUGCCUGGUGUUCUGCCGCGUCCGGGACCUCGGGGGUCUGGUGGCCCUCUGGACACGCCGGGCUGGCCGCGCCCCGAAACUCGUCCUAGACCUGAGCCGGCCGGACACCAGUGACGCAGGACUGCAGUUACGCUUGGCCCCGCUAGGGGCGCUGGCAGGUGCCGAGGCCCCGGUGCCCGCGGCCGUGCUCCUGGGAUGCGAUGCGCCCCACGCCUGGCAGGUGCUGGCGGCCGUACCCCGAGGGCCCCGGUGGCUGCUGGGCACGCCGCUGCCAGCCGAGGCACUGCCCACCACGGACCUACCGCUCGGUCUGCUGGCUCUGGGUGAGGUGGACCGGCCCCCUCUGGAGGCGGCUAUCCAGGACGCUGUGGAGCUUGUGGCCCGCGCCCUGGGCAGUAUGGCCAGCCUGCAGCCAGAGCGCGCCCUGCUCCCCACCGUGGCCAACUGCACCGAGCCGCGGCCGGCCGGGCCGGAGUCCUCGGGCCGUUUCUUGGCUCGGUUCCUCGCGAAUACGUCCUUCCAUGGCCGGACCGGGCCGGUGUGGGUGACAGCCGCGUCCCAGGUCCACAUGGCCCGCCAUUUCAAGGUGUGGAGCCUGCGCCAGGACCUGCUGGGCGCCCCGGCCUGGGCCACGGUGGGCAGGUGGUGGGACGGGCGGUUGGAGCUGGAGCCCGGCGCCGCCGCCCUGCGGCCCCCGCCGCCGCCGGGAGCCCAGGCCCGGCCCAAGCUGCGCGUGGUGACGCUGGUGGAGCACCCGUUCGUGUUCGCGCGCGAGGCGGACGAGGAGGGCCAGUGCCCGGCCGGCCAGCUGUGCCUGGAGCCGGGCACCAACGACUCGGCGGCGCUCGACGCGCUCUUCGGCGCGCUGGCCAACGGCUCGGUGCCCCGCGCGCUGCGCAAAUGCUGCUACGGCUACUGCAUCGACCUGCUGGAGCGGCUGGCCGAGGACACGCCCUUCGACUUCGAGCUCUACAUCGUGGGCGACGGCAAGUACGGCGCGCUGCGCGACGGCCGCUGGACCGGCCUGGUGGGCGACCUGCUGGCCGGCUCGGCGCACAUGGCCGUCACCAGCUUCAGCAUCAACUCGGCGCGCUCGCGCGUGGUCGACUUCACCAGCCCUUUCUUCUCCACCAGCCUGGGCAUCCUGGUGCGCGCGCGCGACACCGCCUCGCCGCUGGGCGCCUUCAUGUGGCCGCUGCACUGGUCCAUGUGGCUGGGGGUCUUUGUGGCGCUGCACCUGAUGGCGCUCUUCCUGACGCUGUACGAGUGGCGCAGCCCCUACGGCCUCACGCCGCGCGGCCGCAACCGCGGCACCGUCUUCUCCUACUCCUCUGCCCUCACCCUCUGCUACGCCAUCCUCUUCGGCCGCACCGGGUCCAGCAAGACGCCCAAGUGCCCCACAGGGCGCUUCCUCAUGAAUCUGUGGGCCAUCUUCUGCCUGCUCGUGCUGUCCAGCUACACGGCCAACCUGGCCGCCGUCAUGGUCGGGGACAAGACCUUCGAGGAGUUCUCGGGGAUCCACGACCCCAAGCUGCACCGCCCGCCGCCCGGCUUCCGCGUGGGCACCGUGCGUGAGAGCAGCGCCGAGGGCUACAUCAGGAAGAGCUUCCCCGGGAUGCACGCACACAUGCGCCGCCACAGUGCCGCCACCACGCCGGACGGUGUCGCCAUGCUCACGAGUGACCCCCCCAAGCUCAACGCCUUCAUCAUGGAUAAGUCCCUCCUGGACUACGAGGUCUCCAUCGACGCCGACUGCAAACUGCUGACCGUGGGCAAGCCGUUCGCCAUAGAGGGCUACGGCAUUGGGCUGCCCCAGAACUCGCCGCUGACGUCCAACCUGUCCGAGUUCAUCAGCAGCUACAAGUCCUCGGGCUUCAUCGACCUGCUGCACGACAAGUGGUACAAGAUGGUGCCAUGCGGGAAGCGGGCCAUCGCUGUCACUGAGACCUUCCAGAUGGGCAUCUACCACUUCUCGGGUCUGUUUGUGUUGCUGUGCCUGGGCCUGGGCAGCGCCCUGCUCAGCUCACUGGGUGAGCAUGUCUUCUACCGCCUGGUGCUGCCACGCAUCCGCAGGGGAAACAAGCUACAGUAUUGGCUGCACACGAGCCAGAAAAUCCACCGGGCUCUCAACACUGAGCCGCAACCAGAUUUGCAGAGUGGAGAGCGGCCGCAGGCACCCGAGACCAGGUAAGGGCCCGGGGAGCAGGUGGCACCGGUGCCAGGCCGAGGUGGCUGGAGGCGGGUGCGCCGCGCCGUGAGGACGGAGCAGCGCCGUGUGCGCUUCCUGCUGGAGCCCCCGGCUGCCGACACCGACAUGUACACGGGGGCGGAUGCAGGCCCACCGGAUGGCCCCGUGUGGCUCUGCUCCAACGGCCGCGCGCCCACCCCACCGUCCUCGGGCGGCCCGGGCCCCAGCGAGCUGGAGACACUGGAGGCGCACAUCGAGGGGGUGCGCGAGCGGCUGCGACAGGCGCUGGUGCGGCGUGGCGAGCUCCGUGCUCAGCUGGGUGACAGUGACAGGCCCCUGCGCCUGGCACGUGAGCGCCUCGGAGAUGCGCCCGGCGGUAUGCACACAGUGGCAGCGCUGUAACAGAGGAUUUAUUCUAUAUACAAACACA
Echinops telfairi (small Madagascar hedgehog) is the source of this 2767-nucleotide messenger RNA. RefSeq names its product glutamate ionotropic receptor NMDA type subunit 3B (gene GRIN3B). Gene Ontology annotation, molecular function: transmitter-gated monoatomic ion channel activity involved in regulation of postsynaptic membrane potential; NMDA glutamate receptor activity. The record is from RefSeq and is a predicted model, not a curated record. NCBI's taxonomy places the organism in Eukaryota, Metazoa, Chordata, Mammalia, Afrosoricida, Tenrecidae. The transcript has 9 exons. Gene Ontology annotation, cellular component: plasma membrane; postsynaptic membrane. Gene Ontology annotation, biological process: synaptic transmission, glutamatergic; monoatomic ion transport; modulation of chemical synaptic transmission.